CUUGGCUGUGGCUGAGGGCAGACUUGUGAAGCCCCCUUCCACCUUCUGCCUCUGGCCUCUGAUCCCGCUUCCUCCAGAAUCAGUUCUGGGAUGGCAGCCCUCUGCUCCUGAAACUCCCUCAGGCACCUGAGUCACCUGCAGUUUUGGCUUCUGAGUUCUCUCCUGACUCCACAGCUCUGGCUGUGGGGGCCUGAAGGGCAAGUGGGAGGGGAAGGACCUGUGUUGUGGAGUUGCCAAGGGUUGCUGGGGCAAACACUCCUCCCUUCCGGGAUCCAUCCCUCCAGUCCAGCUCUGGCUUAACCUGACAGCGUUGUUACUGUGAGCACGUGCUGAGUGUGGGGUGCCCCCGAGUCAUCAGGAAGAGCGGCCGACAGGGUGUUGCAAACUCAGGCAAACUCCCUAAGCGUGGACUACAGGGGUAGAUGUAGAGCCAGGCUGUGGUCAGAAAGGCCUCAUCCUACCCCGGGGCUCUUCAGCCAGGGUUCAUUUCCCCCCCUUGUGGAAUGGCUGGAUGACUGGCCAUUUGUGAACAAGUCACAGAGGCCUAGGAUAUGGGGGAGACCUUGAGGCUGCGGGGGUGGUGGCUCAGGAAUCCAGGGUCUGGGCCCACAGGAAGGAACACGUCAUGGCUCUGCCUCCCCAUCAGCCUCAACAAGGACAAACAUUUCCGCUGUCGGCGCAGAGUUAGGGUGGGGCUUGGAUGACUUCCUCAGUUCAGGGUUAUGUGCGGGGGAGGGGAGGCCCAUUGGCUCAGCUGGUAGGAACCAGGCUUAAAAAGUGGCAAUGACUCGGCAGUGAACCCCGAGUCCAGCCUCAUGACCCUUGCUGACCCAAGUGUCCUGGGGCUUGUCCCUAGCUGGCUACAUAUUGUGUGGCCUAGUACCUAGAUUUCCCCGAUGAGGCAUUUCUGAGAUGGCAGAGGCUGUGACACCUCUGCCAGAGCUGACACUCAUGUGACUUCCCUCUGGCAGGGACGGGACUGUCCCCUCCCAAACAAGCCAGGUCUGGGUCCUGGAAACCCGUCUAUGGGGGCGAGGAUUUUCCCUGUUGAGUGGGGGUUUCCCAGGCCUGGCUAACAGGAUCCUGACCCUGUGUGCCUGUGGAGGAGGGAAGGGUUAGGAGGGCAGGGAGUUUGAACUCUGAACCUAGGGCAGGCCGGGGUUCAGGGGCUAAGACCCUUGGAUGGUGCUUAGUGCUCCUCUAAGGGCUGAAGUUUUCCCUGGGCUUGCCGGGAGAUGGGUGGAGUCUAUUCUCAGGCCGGCUCCAGUUUCCAUGGAAACCUACAGGCUUCCCACCCCGGCGCUGCCUGGGCAGACUCCCAGCCAGGGCCUCUUUCGCCGCCAGCCAGCCAGCCAGCCAGCCAGCCUCUUCCCAGGACCACGGGCCGCUCUAGCCUUGGCUUCUCCUGGCCCCUCCCUGUGUCUGUUCCUGUCCCUCAGCCUCUGGCCCCUGAUGCUUUCAGGAGCCUGGGCCUCUCCUGCUCCACUCUUAAACCUCAGCUUCUCAGCAAACAGGCCUCCCAAGUCCCUGCUUCUCCCUCUGGGGCCUUGCUACUCUCACCAGCUCUAGGGCCUGGUCAGACUUCCCAGGCCCCCUCCUUCACCCCUAACCCUUCUCACCCAUGGAUCCCCCGGGACUGGUCGUGCAUGGGAAAGCUGAACCCUUUUCCGCAGCACUCCGAAGCCUCGUCAACAACCCGCAAUACAGUGAUGUUCGCUUCGUGGUCGGUCAAGAACAGCAGGAGAUAUUUGCCCAUCGGUGCUUGUUGGCCUGUAGAUGCAACUUCUUCCAGCGACUUCUGGGCACAGAGCCAGGCCCUGGGGUGCCUAGUCCUGUGGUGCUAAGCACUGUGCCAACUGAGGCCUUCCUGGCAGUGCUGGAGUUCCUAUAUACCAACAGUGUCAAGCUGCACCGCCACUCUGUGCUGGAAGUGCUGACAGCGGCUGUGGAGUAUGGGCUGGAGGAACUGAGAGAGCUGUGCCUGCAGUUUGUGGUGAAGGUGCUGGAUGUGGAGUUGGUUUGUGAAGCCCUGCAGGUGGCCGUAACCUUUGGCCUGGGGCCGCUGCAGGAGCAUUGCGUGGCUUUCAUAGAGGCCCACAGCCAGGAGGCCCUCCGGACCCGAGGCUUCCUGGAGCUGUCGGCGGCCGCGCUGCUGCUUCUGCUACGCAGCGACAAGCUCUGCGUGGACGAGGCUGAACUGGUCCGCGCGGCCCGGAGCUGGGCGCGCGUGGGCGCAGCGGUGCUGGAGCGGCCGGUGGCCGAGGUGGCGGCCCCCGUGGUGAAAGAGCUGAGACUAGCCUUGCUGGCCCCGGUGGAGCUGAGCGUCCUCGAAGAGCAGAACCGGCAGGAGCCCCUCAUCCCGGUGGAGCAGAUCGUGGAGGCGUGGAAGUGCCACGCCCUGCGGAGAGGGGAUGAGGCCCGGGGCACCCCAUGUCGCCGCCGGAAAGGCACCCUGCCCCGGGAGCAUCACCGCUUUCUGGACCUGGGUUUCAAAUGACCCAGUGUCGGGACUCGCGGGGGGAGCCCUGGGCCCGCCCAGCUGAGCCUGCCCCAAACUACAACUCCCGACGUGCUCGGCGUUCCGGAUCGCGCUUCCGUUCCCGGCGUGCUCAGCGGGCUGGGAGCCGGAAGGACCGUUGUCUGCCACGCAUAGACCUUUGUGACGGGUCGAGCCGGUGUGGGCGAGGUGGGGCCGGGCAGGGCUUGGGCUGAGCCUCUCUGCGGUGGCGAAACUCGAAAACGCAGAUUUCUUUCGCUCGACGCCCUCACUCUACGCCCUGUCUCUGGGCAUUGUCGCCCAGCAGUCUAUUCUGAUGACUCAUAUUAUCUAUCUGUUCAGCUCAACUCCCUCUUUCAUUCCAGACCUGCCUCCUGGAGAUCACUACCUGAAUGUCCCUCAGACACCAAAGGCUCCUUGCGAAAUUGGUCUCCCCAGCUUUCCCCAGCUCUGCCCCCAUCGUGUUUUUCACUUCCGUGGGCGCCCACGCCAGAAACCUGGAUCUCAUCCUUGCCUAUUCCUCUUCCUCACACCUGCCUCAGGUCGCUUUUACCUUGUAAGAGACCUUUGCAGUUGGUUUCGUUCUCUCAGCCCCAGGUUCAGCCUGUCCUGUCUGACACGUCUCAGUCUUCCUGCCUUCACUCCAGCACCCCCUCAAUCCAUUUCUCACAGUGCAGCCAGACCUGUCUAUGAUGGUCAGUCCUAUGGCCCUUAAGUCCUGGAAUAUCCCAUUGACCUUCUGGACAAAAUUCAAUCUAUUUCACUUUCAAGGCACAACUUAGUAAGUGGUUCCUAAAUACUAGCAACUCUUCUUUCAAAUACGAUCUUUGCAUAACUUCCCUCAUCCUGGAGGUAUUAGUCCUCUAGCUCCCUGUUUACUUAGUUAUUGCAGACCCUCUGCUAUCUCCUUCGUUCACCAUACAUCUUGUUUUCCUGAGGUUGGAAAUCUCCCUGGAGAAAGAUCCCUGGGGAUUGGAGUGACGUCUUACUCAUUUCUGCUUCCGCAGUCUCUGUCAGAUAAUCAGCACUCUGUAAAUGUUAAGUAAAUGA
Messenger RNA from Cebus imitator (Panamanian white-faced capuchin), 3547 nucleotides. RefSeq names its product BTB domain containing 19 (gene BTBD19). The transcript has 8 exons. Lineage: Eukaryota; Metazoa; Chordata; Mammalia; Primates; Cebidae. The record is from RefSeq and is a predicted model, not a curated record. Gene Ontology annotation, molecular function: protein binding. Bases 1622 to 2497 code for a protein of 291 amino acids.